Molecule: messenger RNA, 927 nt
Organism: Elephantulus edwardii (Cape elephant shrew)
Lineage: Eukaryota; Metazoa; Chordata; Mammalia; Macroscelidea; Macroscelididae
Product: proline-rich protein 2-like
Exons: 1
Coding region: 1-927 (308 amino acids)
Source: RefSeq, a predicted model, not a curated record
AUGGAGACGUGGCGAGUGGGGCGCACGCUGAGCGGGGCGCUCUUUUCGGCGGGCAGCUUGCCUGGUUCGCCCCUCCUGCGGUUCCGACCUGUCGGGCGCUGCAGCCCCACGGUCCCCGACGGACCCCUUGUCCUCAGAACGACGCCCUGCCCGCGUGGCCCCACCGGGGCGCCCGCCGCGCUGCAGGCUCCACUCUGCCCGGAGGACGCGCGGGGCCCGGGGCUGCGGGCCGGGCCGGGUCCCACUGGAGGCGCGCAGGUUCUGGCGCCCCAAGCCCUGACCCGGGCAGUUCCGGGAGCGGAAGCCGGGUCUCCACCGCCGGAGCAGCGGUUGAAGGGCGAGGAGGAGGCGCCCUCCGAGCCCUGCGCUCCGAACCACGAGCGCCGCCCACCCGGCCGGGGAGCAGCACGUAGCCCGCCCGCCCUGCGCCCACCUCCGCCGCGCCCUCCCCGCAGCUGGCCCGGCACGUCCGUGCAGAUGCUUCGGGGGUGCCGAGCUCCAGUCCCCCCGUCCUACCUGUCCCCGGGAGCGCAGCCACCCGCGCCCGUCCCUGCUCACGCCGGAGCGAAGGCUGGACGUUCCCUCCCCACCCAUGGCUGGUUCCUGCCCCGCCCCAGCACCCCCAGGCAGCCUCCGACACCCUCCCUGGACUGGUGGGUGGGCACUAGCCUGUGGAAAGGCCCCUUCGGUGACCAAGACCUCCACCGCCUGGAGUGGACACCAUGUUGGGGCUGCUCCUCCUCGAACCAACCUUUCUUGGGCCGGCACCCUCCCUGGCGCAACCAUCCUGUGCCAAAAUUUUUCUGCUCCCGGCCACCCUCCCAAGGCCCCUUACACACAACUCCCCUCCGCAUCCGACCGCCUCCUUCCCCGCUCCUCCAGCCUGGACCUCAGACACUACGGAGUUCCCAUCUUACCUCCAGUUAG